AUGAACCUUUAUAAACUUUUCUUUCCUCUCUUUCUAUCUACUCUUCAAGUUCAUGCAAUCGUAUCCGCCACUGGUAUUUUGACCAAUGCAUCUACUAUUGCCACGAUCGGAUGCAAAAAAUAUAUGGUUCACGAUGGCGAAACUUGUUUCAGCAUCACCAGGGCAAACAACAUCACCUAUGCGCAGAUUCUCGCCUGGAACAGCGACCUCAAACCCGCCUGCACAAACAUAAAAGAUUUUUUGAACAGGAACAUUUGUAUCAGCAAUCCUUCCGGCAAAUUUACCAUUCCUAACAACUCGCGCGGAGCUACGGCUACCAUCUCAACCCAGGCACCUAAGCCAGCGCCGGUACUCAAUACAACUAAUGAGAAAUGCGGACAGUUCUACAAAGUAGCCAAAGGGGAUGAUUGUUCGACCAUUGAAGCUGAGUUUGGCAUAUCCUUGAAGGAUUUAAUAUUUUUAAAUCCAGAGGUCGGCACCAAUUGUACUCAUCUUUUGUUGGACUACUACUACUGCGUUAGGCCAGUAGGAGCCAUCUCAACUUACAUCGGAUAUGGAGGAGCGCAGACCAAUAAUACCACUUGGGCAGAGUUAUCUAUGAAAUCAGUACCAAGGAGGGACAUUAUGGCAUCGUUUAGAACAGACAAGCCAAUGAUUCCGAUGGCAAAUGGCACACGACGAGAUUGUAUCUUAUAUUUUUGGCUCGAAGAUGAUAACACUGACUGUUUGGGAUGGUCUUACCAGGCAGAAACUUCACUCGAGGAGUUCAUGUUAUGGAAUCCAUCCUUGAGGGAGGACAAGGAAAAAAUCCACUCGAGUGGAAGCAAUAAUCCACAACCAUGUACGCUCUCAGCAAGCAGCUCAUACUGCCUCCUGCUAACUUCCCCUUCUCCAUCUCCUGUUUCUGAGGAAACUCCACCAAGCCCUCGAGCAGUUGGAGAGAUUGCGAACUGCACCGACUGGUUUCACAUCGGGCCCGAGACCACAUGCGACACAAUGAUGGGUCUUAACAACCUGACAAUGAAAGAUUUCUGUUCCAUGAAUCCAUCCGUUGGUAUAAAUUGCGAAGGGCUAGCUGAAGGCACGUAUUAUUGUGUUUCAACGCACCCCGGCGGAAACCAGCCUUACAACGAGGACGACGACCGCGGAGACGACGAUCACCACACCACAAUGGCGAGCCCGACAAUGACUAAGAAUGGACUGAUUUCUACGCCGUCUCCUGUUCAAACAGGGAUUAGUUCGACAUGCAGGAGUUUCUACAGAGUGGCGAAAGACGACGCGUGUGACAAAAUCGCCCAAGACCACAAUAUUACUCUAUCAGACUUUUAUACUUGGAAUCCAGCGGUGAGCAGACACUAUUCUAGUCUCCAAGCGGGAGUAUAUGUGUGCGUGGGUGUUUUAUAG
Trichoderma asperellum CBS 433.97 is the source of this 1404-nucleotide messenger RNA. The record is from RefSeq and is a predicted model, not a curated record. NCBI's taxonomy places the organism in Eukaryota, Fungi, Ascomycota, Sordariomycetes, Hypocreales, Hypocreaceae.